Molecule: messenger RNA, 1410 nt
Organism: Neurospora hispaniola
Lineage: Eukaryota; Fungi; Ascomycota; Sordariomycetes; Sordariales; Sordariaceae
Product: Actin/actin-like protein
Exons: 2
Coding region: 1-1410 (469 amino acids)
Biological process (GO): chromatin remodeling; regulation of transcription by RNA polymerase II
Cellular component (GO): NuA4 histone acetyltransferase complex; SWI/SNF complex
Molecular function (GO): chromatin binding
Source: RefSeq, a predicted model, not a curated record
AUGUCCCACCAACAACCUCUCUCGUCGUCGGUCCAGCCGACUGACAUCUAUGGCGGAGAUGAGGUAUCCGCGCUUGUUCUCGAUCCGGGCUACUGCAACACUCGCGCCGGCUAUGCUGGCGAGGAAAUGCCCAAGCAAGUUCUCCCUUCUUUUUACGGCCACAUCAACGGGCGCGACGUAUUCGGCGACGAGUAUAUCGUGCCAAAACCGGGCUUCGAAGUGCGCAACUACAUGAACCGCGACAGCGUUGUCGAAGAUUGGGAUGCUGCCACCAGGAUGUGGGAACACGUUCUCGUCAAGCGUUUGCAGCCCGAGCGAUCAACACCUCCCAGCAAAAAGGGUAUCAACAUUAGCGACGAUGGCGAUGUGCCCAUGGAAGACGAUGGAAACAACAACGAGGAUGCUAUGGACGCGCUGGAGAAGCCACUGGCCGAGAACCCUCUUCUUAUGACCGAGGCGCCGUGGAACUCGCCCAAGGCGCGCGAGAAGGCCAUUGAAAUCAGCAUGGAGACCUGGGGCGUGCCCGCAUUCUGGCUUAGCAAGACACCUGUGCUUGCAGCAUUUGCGGCCGGAAAGGCCACGGCUCUGGUAAUAGACGUAGGCGGUGCCAACACGAGUGUCACAGCCAUCCACGACGGCAUGGUCCUCAAGCGAUCGAUUCAAAGGUCUCCGGUGGGCGGUGUUUGGCUGAGCAGCCAGAUCUGCAAGAUGUGGGACGGUAGUGAGCCCAAGGUCGACGUUGUGCCGCGGUUCAUGGUCGAGAGUAAGAAGGCCGUGGAGGCCGGUGCGCCUGCCGAAGCCAACCUGCGAAAGUUUAACUUCGACAUCCACCCGUCCUUCCGCGCUUACGAGGAAGAGCGUGUUCUCACCGAGUUCAAGGAGUCUGUUGUCGAGGUGUGGCGUGGUCCCCAGCGGUUCACGACCCCGGGAAACGAAGAUGCUGUCCGUACACAACCCGGCCGGGUCUUCGAGAUGCCCGACGGCAGCAAUCAGAUGUGGCGUGAGCAGCGCUUCAAGGUGUCGGAGGGCAUGUGGGACGAGACGGCUGCCUAUAAUAGCACUGACGAGGAAGGACGUGUGACUAAGGCUCAGACGAUCCCGGCUCUCAUCAAGGCGGCCCUCGAGGGUGUUGAUGUUGAUCUCCGCCCCAACAUCCUCGGCAACGUUGUUGUCACGGGUAGUACAAGCUUGUUGAACGGUUUCAACGACCGUCUCAACCACGAGCUCGCGCAAAUGUACCCCGGUGUGAAGAUCAAGAUCCAUGCGGCGGGUUUGACGACCGAGAGACGCUUCGGUGCUUGGAUCGGAGGAAGCAUUCUCGCCAGUCUCGGAACCUUCCACCAAAUGUGGAUUUCGCGAAAGGAGUAUGAUGAGAACGGCGCGGGUAUUGUCGAGAAGCGCUGCAAGUAG